UCUGGUCUAGCAGUCAGAGCUGGGCAGAUAGGAGCCAAGAGGGCGGCUAAAAUGACAACCGUGCUUCUGGAGGACAUCCGAGAGGAAGUCACCUGCCCUAUCUGCUUGGAGCUCCUGACAGAACCCCUGAGCAUAGACUGUGGUCACAGCUUCUGCCAGGCCUGCAUUACAGGGUACAGUCACAGGUCAGUGCUCAACCAAGAAGGGAAGAGCAUCUGUCCUGUGUGCCAGACCACCUACCAGCCUGGGAACCUCCGCCCUAACCGACACCUGGCCACCAUAGUGAAGAGGCUCAAAGAGAUCGUGUUGGGCCCGGGAAAGCAGCCAGAGGUCAUUCUUUGUGCUCUUCAUGGAGAGAAACUCCAGCUUUUUUGCAAGGAGGAUGGGAAGUUAAUUUGCUGGCUUUGUGAGCGAUCUCCGGAGCACCGUGGUCACCACACAUUCCUCAUGGAGGAGGUGGCUCAGGAGUACCAGGAACUGUUCCAGGAGUCUCUGAAGAAGCUGAGGAAGGAGCAGCAGGAAGCUGAGAACCUAAAAGUUCUUAUCAAAGAGAAGAGGGAAUCCUGGAAGAGUCAGGUGGAGCCUGAGAGACACCGGAUCCAGACCGAAUUUAAGCAGCUGCGGAGCAUCCUGGACCGAGAGGAGCAGAGGGAACUGAAGAAACUGGAAAUAGAAGAGAGGAAGGGGCUGAGCAUCAUAGAGAAGGCCGAGGGGGACCUGAUCCACCAGAGCCAGUCACUAAAGGAUCUCAUCUCCGACCUUGAGCACCGCUGCCAGGGGUCCACAGUGGAGCUGCUGCAGGAUGUGAGUGAUGUCACAAAAAGGAGUGAGUUCUGGACCCUGAGGAAGCCCCAAACUCUACCCACCAAGCUCAGAAGUUUGUUCCGAGCCCCGGACCUGGAAAAGAUGCUGCGAGUCUUUCGAGAGUUGACAGACGUCCAGAGCUACUGGGUGGAUGUGACGCUGAACCCACAGACGGCCAAUUUAAAUCUUGUUCUGUCUAAGAACCGGAGACAGAUGAGGUUUGUAGGUGCCAAGCUGUCCGAGUCUUCCUGUCUGGAAGAGCAUUAUGACUGCAGUGUCCUGGGCUCUCAGCACUUCUCCUCGGGAAAAUACUACUGGGAAGUGGACGUGACCAAGAAGACGGCUUGGAUCCUGGGUGUAUGCAGUAACCCAGUGGAACCCGCAUUCUCUUUCAGCCAGUAUCCCAGCAAGCAGAGCUCCUACUCCAGGUAUCAGCCCCGGAGCGGAUACUGGGUGAUUGGGCUGCAGCAUAAACACGAAUACAGAGCCUAUGAGGACUCCGCCACUUCCCUGCUGCUGUCCAUGGCAGUGCCACCUCGCCGCGUAGGGAUUUUCUUAGACUAUGAGGCUGGCACUGUCUCCUUCUAUAAUGUCACAAACCAUGGCUUGCCCAUCUACACCUUCUCUAAGUAUUACUUUCCCACUGCGCUUUGUCCCUAUUUCAAUCCCUGCAGUUGUGUGGUCCCAAUGACCUUGCGUCGCCCGAGCUCCUGAGAGGUCUGGUGCCCCUGCCCACACCGGAGCAGACUCCUUGGAACACACGGGUUUCUUCUCUGUUCUUGUAGGAUAGCCUCCCACUGCUCCUAUGAAUGCUUUUGACGGAUCUUGAAUUAAAGGUGUGCGCCACCAAGGCCCACCUAGCAAGUGUUGACUUUUGAUUUGUUGGGUUUUGUUAGUUUUGAAGCAGGCUAUUAUUGCCCGGGAUGUUCUCUGUGUAACUGAUAAUGACCCUGAACUGAUUGUCCUGUGUCUACCUCCCAAGUCCUGAUAACCUACCUAUGGUUUUGCUCUGGUGUUGUUUGAGACAUGGUAGCCAUAAAUAGCCCCGGCUAGCCACACAUACUUAGUCCUUCUGCUUCCGCUCGCAAACACGGAUUACAAAUCUGUUUCACAACACCUGGCCAAGCAGAGUAUUUGAUGAUUUUUUUUUUAACUGAUAUCUGUGGUGGAAUGUAAAACAUUCUGUAUAAAUUAGAUAGAAGUUUUUAUAGUAAACAUUGAGUUUGGUAGAUUUUUUUUCUUCUGUGAUCACUGAGGUAAUUGUAUGUCCUUUUCUUCUGUUCCUGGGCCAGCUACAUUGAUUUGUCUCAGUUGUUGAGUCCACCACUGAUCCCUAAGUAAACCGUUAUUAUGUGUUAUAUUCAAUACUUUAGUUUUGCUGACUCGUUGUUUAGGUUCCGUUUUUGCCUAUAUUUAUAAACAAAAUUGCCUCUAAUUUUGCAUUCUUGUAGUAUCUGUCAAGUUAUACAAAAUAUAGUAAUGGACAAGGCAAUUAUAUAUGUAUAUAUAGGAUUUGGGUGCUUAAACCAAAUUCUCCAUAAAUAACAACAACAACAAAAACCAAACUAACCAUUGAUUAAAAAAAAUAAUAAAUCCUCUGACCACUUUAGUCUUGAUGGCGUCAAGAAGAGAUUGUAGCUUUUGUUUUCAUAAUAAAUAGCCUUCAUCUUAAGAUUUUAAGAGUAGUGAUCAAAAUCAGAAAAUGUGCCUGAAAGGGAGAAGAUAACAAUCUCCCAACACCAGUUAUGAUAUCAGAGGAGGCAGAAAUGGAGGUAGCCACUUCACAGUGAUGUGUUCUGGCCUCUGGCAGCUCUUCUCAGUAAACAGUUUUUUUCUCUGAGACUCAGUUCGCAAAAAAUGACACGGAGACUUUUUAUGAACACUCGGCCUUAGAUUAUACUCAUAACUAGUUCUUAUAACUUAAUCACUAUUACGUGGCUCAGUUACCUUUACUAUGUACUUGCCAUCCUGCUUCCUCUCCAUCUGGCGGCUGCUCUGCCUUCUUCGCCAGUCCUCUCUGUCCCCAGCAGACCUGCCUAGCUAUUGGCCAGUCCUCUCUGUUAAAUCAGCCAUGGUGACAUAUCUACGCACAGCAUAAAAGACUGCUCUGCAACACCUCCCCUUUCUGUUGUAGAGCUCAGGAUUGAACUCAGGGCUUCUUAUGUCAGGCUGACAUCCUAGCUUGACAAUCCCAGUUUUUUGUUGUUGUUUUUUUUUUAUUGU
Molecule: messenger RNA, 3027 nt
Organism: Microtus ochrogaster (prairie vole)
Lineage: Eukaryota; Metazoa; Chordata; Mammalia; Rodentia; Cricetidae
Gene: Trim6
Product: tripartite motif containing 6
Molecular function (GO): zinc ion binding; protein binding
Source: RefSeq, a predicted model, not a curated record